This is a messenger RNA of Dufourea novaeangliae, 816 nucleotides long. RefSeq names its product piggyBac transposable element-derived protein 4-like. Bases 1 to 816 code for a protein of 271 amino acids. The record is from RefSeq and is a predicted model, not a curated record. The transcript is spliced from 2 exons. NCBI's taxonomy places the organism in Eukaryota, Metazoa, Arthropoda, Insecta, Hymenoptera, Halictidae.
AUGGAUAGAGUUUUACGUGAAAGAAGGCAGCGAGAUGACCUAGAAAUGGAUUUUGAUUUGGAAAGCGAAGCGGGCGAAUCUCCGUGCAAUAGUGACGAUGAUUUUGCAUUAUCAGACGAGGAGAAUGAUGAAAGUCCAAAAGCAUUAGCAGCUGCUAAUAUAGUUGAUGUUUCGUCUGCAUUUCACAUGUUCCUUGGACCGGUUGAGAAUAUUAUUUUGAACAUGACGAAUUUAUAUGGUGUGCGAAAGUACAAAGACGAAUGGGAAAACAUUGAUUUGGACACUCUGCACGCAUACUUUGGAUUGUUGCUGCUUUCUGGUGUGUAUCGGUCAUACGGUGAAUGUGUCACUAAACUGUGGAAUGAAGAAACUGGUCGGCCAAUAUUUAGAGCAACAAUGUCUUUGAAAAUGUUCAAGCGUAUCCAUGGUUGCAUUCGAUUUGAUGACCGCGAACAACGUAUGGCCAACACUGCAUCUACAAGUACUUCUGUUCGUGACAAAUUGGCACCGAUUCGAAAUGUAUACGAUAAAUGGAAUCAUAAUUUGAAAGCUGUAUACACACCAGGAAAAAACAUUACCGUAGAUGAACAGUUAGUUCCGUAUCGUGGGCGAUGUCCGUUUCGUCAGUAUAUUCCAUCCAAGCCGGCGAAAUAUGGCAUCAAAAUUUGGGUGCUAUGCGACUCAAAAAGCUGGUAUGCAUACAACACACAAAUUUAUGUUGGUCGGAAUCGUAAUGCCACUCCUGAACGCAAUCUCGGACGGCGUGUUGUUUUGGAUUUGGUGGAAGGACUUUCUGACAGAAAUGGGAACGUGUGA